GGUGCCUUCCUCCUUCCCUCCCUCCCAGCCCUGCUCUCCUGCCAGUUGAGGUUGGAAGGGAGAGGGGAAAAAGACGAAACCGCCGGCGAAGCGACCAGCCUCGCCGAUCUGGCCAAGGAAGAAGGAAAGCAAGCAGGCAAGGCGGCGCGUCCGGAGGCGGAGGGCAUCUCAUCCGCUCUCUCGCUCUGCCCGGCAGUGAAGGAAUUCCGCAGCCCGGCUGGAAAGCGAUCCCGCGGCUGGUCUCCUCGUUUGUUUUUGUUGUUUUUUUUAGCGUCCCCCCUCCUCUCCCCUCCCCGUCCGUCUUCCUUUCGGAAGCGUCCUCCUCGGCUGGUCUGGACGCGGCGAGCCAGACUCUCCCCGCCGCGGGGAAGCGGGGAAGGAGGAGCUGGAGCGAAGGGACCAAGAGCUGCUGGCUCUGGAUUCGGGAAUGGGAUAAGGUUGUGAAGACUAUGAUUACACCUUCUCAGAUGAACGGACAAGAUGAAGCCAGCCACACCGUAGAAAAUGUUUGGAAACACCCACCCACCCUUCAGCUUCUCGGCUUCGAUUCCUCCAAAAGACUCGAUCCCUGCAUUUUAGCCACACUUUCCCCUUCUUGUCCCACCAUGGUUCCUGUACUGGCUUAAAAUAUUUCCUAAAAUGCUCCUUCUGCUUCUUAUUUUGUUAUUGAAGGAAGAUGUCUGGGGGAACUUUGGUCUUCUGGUUUCUGCACAGUCCAGUGAACGGCGGGUGGUGGCCUACAUGCCCGGAGACAUCGUCAUUGGGGCUUUAUUCUCUGUCCAUCACCAGCCCUCUGUCGACAAGGUCCACGAGAGGAAAUGUGGAGAGGUGAGAGAGCAAUAUGGGAUCCAGCGAGUGGAAGCCAUGCUCCACACUUUAGACAGGAUUAAUCAAAACCAGACAAUCUUGCCAAACAUCACGUUGGGUUGCGAAAUCAGGGACUCCUGCUGGCAUUCGGCUGUAGCUCUGGAGCAGAGCAUCGAGUUCAUCCGGGAUUCCCUCAUCUCGGCAGAAGAGGAGCAGGGGUUGAUGAAGUGCGUGGAUGGAUCGUCGUCUUCUUUCCACUCCAAGAAGCCCAUCGUCGGUGUCAUUGGACCGGGCUCCAGUUCUGUGGCCAUCCAGGUCCAAAACUUGUUGCAGCUUUUCAACAUACCUCAGAUUGCUUACUCUGCCACAAGCAUGGACUUAAGUGACAAGACGUUGUUCAAGUACUUCAUGAGAGUGGUGCCCUCAGAUGCCCAACAAGCUCGAGCCAUGGUGGACAUCGUCAAGAGAUACAACUGGACGUACGUGUCUGCUGUGCAUACUGAAGGAAACUAUGGUGAAAGUGGCAUGGAAGCCUUCAAGGACAUGUCAGCCAAGGAGGGAAUCUGCAUUGCCCAUUCCUACAAGAUCUACAGCAACGCAGGGGAACAGAGCUUUGACAAGCUUCUGGAGAAGCUAAGAAGCCACUUACCCAAGGCAAGAGUUGUGGCAUGCUUCUGCGAGGGCAUGACCGUGCGUGGGCUGCUAAUGGCGAUGAGACGCUUGGGGCUGGCUGGAGAGUUCUUGCUGUUAGGCAGUGAUGGCUGGGCAGACAGGUAUGACGUGACAGACGGCUACCAGCGUGAAGCCGCUGGUGGGAUCACAAUCAAGCUCCAGUCUCCCGACGUGAAGUGGUUCGAUGAUUAUUACCUGCAGCUUCAGCCAGACACCAAUCACCGAAACCCAUGGUUUCAAGAAUUUUGGCAGCACCGAUUCCAGUGCCGGCUGAAAGGAUCCCCUCAGGAGAAUCCCAAAUUCAAUAAGACCUGCAGCAGUAACUUAACCUUGAGAACGCAACACGUGCAAGAUUCCAAAAUGGGCUUUGUGAUUAAUGCAAUAUACUCCAUGGCAUAUGGCCUCCAUAACAUGCAGAUGUCGCUGUGCCCGGGCUACGCAGGUCUUUGUGAUGCUAUGAAACCAAUAGAUGGGCGGAAACUCCUGGAUUCUCUAAUGAAGUCCAACUUCACUGGAGUUUCUGGGGACAUGAUCUCCUUUGAUGAGAAUGGAGACUCACCAGGAAGGUAUGAAAUCAUGAAUUUUAAGGAAAUGGGAAAGGACUACUACGACUAUAUCAACGUUGGGAGUUGGGACAAUGGUGAAUUGAAAAUGGAUGAUGAUGAAAUAUGGUCUAAGAAAAGCAUCCUCAUCCGAUCUGUUUGCAGCGAACCGUGCGAGAAAGGGGAAAUCAAGGUUAUCCGCAAAGGGGAAGUGAGUUGCUGCUGGACUUGUACCCGGUGCAAGGAAAACGAAUUUGUUUCUGACGAAUAUACAUGCAAAGCCUGUGACCUGGGUUCAUGGCCCAAUGAUGACCUGACGGGCUGUGAUUUAAUCCCAGUCCAGUACCUCCGAUGGGGUGACCCCGAGCCCAUUGCAGCUGUCGUCUUUGCCUGCUUGGGUCUCCUGGCCACCAUGUUUGUUACUGCCAUCUUCAUCAUCUACCGCGACACACCGGUCGUCAAAUCAUCAAGCCGGGAGCUCUGCUACAUCAUCUUAGCUGGUAUAUUUUUGGGUUACCUGUGUACUUUCUGCCUCAUUGCCAAGCCUCAACAGAUCUACUGUUACCUUCAACGGAUUGGCAUUGGCCUCUCCCCAGCUAUGAGUUACUCUGCCCUGGUGACCAAAACGAACCGGAUUGCGAGGAUCCUUGCCGGCAGCAAGAAGAAAAUUUGCACCAAGAAACCUCGUUUCAUGAGCGCCUGUGCCCAGUUGGUCAUCGCGUUCCUCUUGAUCUGCGUCCAGCUCGGCAUCAUUGUUGCCCUUUUCAUCAUGGAGCCCCCAAAUAUAAAGCACGAUUAUCCAAGUAUCCGCGAAGUGUAUCUGAUAUGCAACACCACCAACCUAGGGGUUGUGACUCCCCUUGGAUACAAUGGCUUGCUCAUCUUAAGCUGCACCUUCUACGCAUUCAAGACCAGGAACGUCCCAGCCAACUUCAACGAGGCCAAGUACAUCGCUUUCACCAUGUACACCACGUGCAUCAUCUGGCUGGCCUUUGUGCCCAUUUAUUUCGGGAGCAACUACAAAAUUAUCACCAUGUGUUUUUCGGUCAGCCUGAGCGCCACUGUGGCUCUCGGCUGCAUGUUCGUCCCAAAGGUGUACAUCAUCCUUGCUAAGCCAGAGAGGAACGUACGCAGCGCGUUCACCACCUCAACGGUGGUUCGCAUGCACGUCGGAGAUGGGAAGUCCUCUUCGGCGACCAGUCGUUCCAGCAGUUUGGUCAACCUGUGGAAAAGAAGGGGAUCAUCCGGGGAGACUUUGAGGUACAAAGGCAGGAAGCUGGCCCAGCACAAGUCGGAAAUAGAGUGUUUCACUCCAAAAGGGAGUGUGGGAAAUGGUGGGCGAGCGACCAUGAGCAGUUCCAAUGGAAAAUCGGUGACGUGGGCCCAGAAUGAGAAAAGCACCAGUAGGGGCGCCCACCUCUGGCAACGGCUUUCUGUACACAUCAACAAAAAAGAAAAUCCCAACCAAACGGCUGUCAUCAAGCCUUUCUCCAAAAGCACAGAGAGCAACCGUCAUGGUAGUGCAGCCACCGCCUCUACCGCCGCCACCAUCAUUACAUCCACCCCUUCUUUUCCCGAGCCCAGUGCCAAGACACUUUACGAUGUCUCCGAAGCAGAGGAACACUAUCCGGCCCAGUACCGGGCUCAGAACCCUUCCCCCAUCAGUACCGUGAGCCAGAGGACUGCCUCGCUGAGCCGGACCGAAGACGACGUCCCAACGUUUCAGUCGGAGCAAGCCCAGAGAAGCAGUUCCUCCCAAGGUUCUCUGAUGGAACAGAUCAGCAGCGUGGUGACCCGCUUCACAGCCAAUAUCAGCGAGCUAAACUCCAUGAUGCUCUCCACUCCCACGGCAGGCGUGACGACGCCCCUGUGCUCUUCCUACCUGAUCCCGAGAGAGAUACAGCUCCCUACCACCAUGACGACUUUUGCAGAGAUCCAACCACUCCCUGCCAUUGAGGUCAACGGAGCCUCCCAGUCGGCCCGGAAACCAUCCUGCGGGAGCGUCAAAGAAGGCCCUACGGUAGAAACCUCAAAAGUGGCCAAGCCUGAGCUUGACGAGUUGGUGGCUUUGACGCCGCCCUCUCCUUUCAGGGACUCUGUAGAUUCAGGGAGCGCUUCGCCCAGCUCCCCGGCCUCCGAAUCUGCCCUUUGCGUCCCCUCUUCACCGAAAUAUGACUCGCUUAUUAUAAGAGAUUAUACUCAAAGUUCUUCUUCUUUGUGAAUGUAACUGAAAUUCCAUUGUGGAUGUUGACAGCUUCGAAUCUACCAGGAGGGGAGGCCAGGCUUCCGGGCAUCUCCAGUGUUUACAAACACAGUGAUGUGUCAUCUUGGGAGGGGGAAAAAGCAUGGCAGGGAGAAAUGAAAAGGACAGAUGGAUUAAGCUCGUCGAAACACACUGAAUAAAACUUUUAGCAGAAUUCUGUGGCCUUAAAAACAUGGGCUUUUCAAUGGAAAAAAAAUUACAGACACACAUACACUGCACCCAUUUUCUUAGGGCUUGUAAGAAGUCUCUUAAGUUACUUACGUACCAAGUGCUUUGCAUUAGUCUAUAACAAUGAGCCCUCCAUAUGUACCAAGGGGUGAGAAAAAGAAGUUGGAAGUAAAGCAGCUGUCCAGUGCUUCUUUACCUGGAUUCCUUAACCCAUAAGUGAACCUUGAUCUUUUGUCAAGACAUGGAAGACCAAAACAUUGAAUGUACAUUUUCUAACAGACUUAAGACCUGGGACCAAGCAAUCCAGCUCCUUUUUUUUUUGUUUGUUUCAGUCGAAGGUGUUUGUUUGUUUUUUAAGGAAGAUCUCGACCAAUUAGUUAACUUAUUCUGUAACUACUAAACUUUUUGGCUAAAAUAGAUGAUGUACGUGGCACUACGCCUCAUGUCGGUAAACGUGCAUGGCUGCACUGCAGCUAGCGACUGCAUUCGCAGAGGGCUUUCCACGUGACUCUUCAUCCGACAGAUUUGUUUACGAGGGGGAGAAAAAAAAAAUCUCUUCAGUUAAGUACCUACAUUUUUCUUUAACAUUGGAUUCUCUUCCAGAGCUCCAAAAUUCAAGGAGGAUCUCCUGACUAUUUCACCGCGUUGCCAACUAAUAAAGGAGUAGCAAAAAAAAGAGAGAGAGCAAACAAUG
Pogona vitticeps (central bearded dragon) is the source of this 5146-nucleotide messenger RNA. It is a transcript of the gene GRM5, whose product is annotated as glutamate metabotropic receptor 5. The record is from RefSeq and is a predicted model, not a curated record. Gene Ontology annotation, molecular function: G protein-coupled receptor activity. Gene Ontology annotation, cellular component: membrane. Lineage: Eukaryota; Metazoa; Chordata; Lepidosauria; Squamata; Agamidae. Gene Ontology annotation, biological process: G protein-coupled receptor signaling pathway.